Messenger RNA from Sycon ciliatum, 2789 nucleotides. RefSeq lists its product as uncharacterized. Lineage: Eukaryota; Metazoa; Porifera; Calcarea; Leucosolenida; Sycettidae. The record is from RefSeq and is a predicted model, not a curated record. Bases 670 to 2025 code for a protein of 451 amino acids. The transcript has 9 exons.
UUCAAUAUUCCCAAUGGUGCAAGAAGUGCAGCUGGGCCAGUAUACAUCAUUACCUGUAGCCCAGCAUAUUACCUGUCUGGUCCUAGCACGGUCACCUGUAAUGGAAACAACCAGCAUACCACUCUGCCGACAUGCAACAGAAUCCCCGCAUGCAACAUAACUGUGAAUGGCGGAUCUAUACUUGGAACUUCACCAUUCCACACAGUUAAAUGCGAUUUAGGUUACAAGCUCAACGGCAGUAAGACUGUUAAUUGCACCCAAAACGGUUAUACACCAUUGCCAACCUGUGAACAAAUCCCAAACUGCACAUUGACUGUUCAGCAUGGUUCAAUAUAUGGAAUUGCACCUCAUUACACAGUUGAAUGCGAUUUGGGAUACCAGAUCAAUGGCACGAAAACAGUGAACUGCGUGUCCAACAUCAGUCACGUACCAUUUCCAACUUGCGCACCCAACAUAUGCUCAGCACCAGUUCUCGCCAAUGGGAUUUUGACGGAAAGGGCUCCAGCCUUCAAGGUUGUUUGUUUUGAUGGCUUCCUACGGAUUGGGCAAGAGACGGUUUUCUGCCUAAGUAACACUAAGACAACUCCUCUACCAAACUGCACUGCCUAUUCCGGGACAUGUGAUAGCUCAACUCUGGAGAAUGGGUACACUCAACCCAAUGAUAACUCUAUGGUUCGCAGACUUUCCUGCAAAUCCGGUUAUCGACUUUACACCUCGCCGCAUUACACUUGUGUUUCAUCAUCGAUUUCAAAGCGAAUCACGACCUGUAAAAAAAUUGUUUGCAACUCUUCCUCGACAACCAUUGACAAUGGAAUUCUUCAGCCGCCGGACGGCAUCGCCAAUGAACAAGCCACAGUUAUAUGCAGUGCUGGAUACUCACUGGCCGGUUCGCUUAAUGCCACGUGUGGGGCGGAUGGCAUGUGGAACACAACGGCAGUGUGCAAAGGUGAUCCGUGUCACGAACUAACCAUACCUAAUAGCAAUGUGUCUGGCUUGAAAGCGUCAACCGGUGAGGUGUUUUAUGUCGGCUGCAAGGAAGGAUUCAAUCUACAGGGCAACCCAACAAUAUUUUGCGUGUCACCUUCAUAUUGGAAAUCUCUUCCACACUGCGAGCCUGUACGGUGCAAAGGUACGCCAAUAGUGCAGAGUGGCUCAGUGCUGGUUGGGCACAUCACCCCAACAUUUGGAACCAUGGCAAUUAUCAUCUGUAACUCGACGUAUGAACUCCAUGGCAACAGAAACAUCACCUGUGGCGCGAAUGGUACCUGGACCGACAGUGGUCAGACUUGCGAAGAAUCAACUCCUAGCAGUGAUACAACGACUACCUGCAAGUCUUCCAAUAGCACUGUGUAUGUCGCCAUCAUCGGUGUGCUUGGUGUGGUCCUUGUUGUUCUACUGAUCACGGUCAUCUAUUUGGUAAUGCGCACUCGCACAACAGGCCUUGUUACAAUCAUGGAUAACUCAGGAGCUUCACGAGAAGUUCAGCGUGUUGCGGAAGCUUCCAGCAAGGCCAGCAAGUCAGUAGCUAGUCUCCGAGGGGAUCAAUACGGAACAAUCGGCGACUCGUGCAGCGCUGAGACAAGCAACGACGGCGAUCAGCAAGGGGACACGGGAACAGGACCUGAAGUGUAUUCUGACAUUGCCGACGUCGUCGUGAGGACCCCCGCUGCCAAAGAAGCGCCCAAGCCAGUUACAAAGCAGCCGGAUCCACCAAUGACUGAUGACACAAACGUGUACAGUUGUGUAGACGAUCCAAAGCCGAGACCAACGUCAGAAGGUCAACCUAAAGGAGACUUUGAUCAGUACGCAUAUGCCGCAGUCGAUGCAACAAGACAGGAAAAACAGAAGGAAGCACCCAAGCCAUCCCACCUGGUGCAGGAUGAAGACCGUGUUCCAUUUACAGAGCCACGCACGCCCACCGCCGAUCCAUAUACGUCCUUCCCACAGUCGGACGAUGAGCAGGCUGAUGAAGGUAUGUACGCCAUGGUCGACCUCAAGAAGAAGAAAAAGAAAUCGGCCAAAUAGGCCCCACUGGAGUUAAUGUUACACCGGCGAUGUGAACGUAAUUUAGCUCAGAAGCCGCGUUCAGACAACACCCACCUCACGAACAUUCACAGUAACCCAGUACUCUUUUAUGUUUGACACUUGAGCACACAUGAUCUAGCAAUAUGUUUCAUCAUAAACACAUUCUGAAUUCCAUUCAUUCUGCCUUUCAGUCUCUCAUUUUUGUGCGCGCUCCAUCUAUAACCUUGCUCUUAGACUUUCAUCGGACUGCAUGCUUUGGCCACAUAAUAUGCAAUCUGCUAGCAUUUAUUUGCAAAUUCGGGUAUCCUUACACCCAGUUGUUUCGAUCUGUCGAAACCCAUGCCAGAGGUAAAAUUUUGCCUGGAUUCUACUUUCCAUUUCGUAGUUGUUCCUUCCUGAUUAUAGGAUAUGAAAACAUUUGCCAUUGUGUUAUUUCUACAAGUACAUUUGAACACUUAAACACAUUGCUUUGGUUGUUACCUAUUUCCAACGAGCUGCAUUCAACGUUCAUUGCAUCGACUUGUGCACACCAGGCUCUCUGUUUGUAAUAUCAAAAUUUAUAGCAGCAUUUCCAUCCUUUUACUUGCGUACGAUGCGCAUCAGUUUGGGGGCAUAACUUCCCCCAACAAAUCUCCCUUUUAUGAUUAAUUGAAUGAGCAUGUCCACUUGGUUUUUUUUUCUCCUACACACAUUAAACAUUUAAAUCUGACGAGAACGUUCUUGUGCUGAAAGGUCGCAAUAUUUCGCUGCGAUGACGCUCACUA